Rotaria sp. Silwood2 is the source of this 2028-nucleotide messenger RNA. The record is from the annotation of a GenBank genome assembly. Lineage: Eukaryota; Metazoa; Rotifera; Eurotatoria; Philodinida; Philodinidae.
AUGAUCAACGAACGUAGUUCUGCACAAGCCAAUACACCAACAUCUGCUAAUAUGCAGUAUGGUUAUCCAACUAAUCAUUAUGAUUUAAUGAGUAUCCCACCAAUGCAAAAUCCAAACGAUCUUUAUUCGUAUUAUCCUCCAAGUCUUUAUCAACCAUUUGGUACAUUUGAAGAUCAUAGUCAAUGGGGAACAGCCGAUACAUCAGGCAAUGUUCCACCACCUCCACCGGGACCAAUGCAAUUUCAUCCGCAAAUGUAUACACCAUCACCACUUGAUAUACCUCGUAGUCCAUUCGAUUAUCCUGCUCCCCAUCAUGCUUAUCCUCAUUAUCAUCCAGGUUUUACACCUUCAACAUUUCCUGGACCACCAUCAACAGGUACAUCAGCAUUUGAUAUGUCAUGGAAUCCACAUAAUUUAUCAAUGCAACAAAUGCAAGUUGCAGCUCAACAACAAAUGACACCUAUUGGUGGUGGACCAACAUCAAUUAAAAAAGCAUCUGCUUAUGAUGAAUAUCCAGUUAGUGAUAUGCUUGCUCAACAUAUGAAUGCAGUUGAUCUAGGAAGUAGUACAACAAAUGAUGACACAAAUAAUUAUGACAAUGGAACAAAUGAUAGUACACAAAAUGUCAAUGUAUUAUCAUCUAAAGAACAGCAACAACAUUAUCAAACGAAUAGUAGUAAUCUUUCAUUAUCAUCACGUCCAUCUCAAAUACCUUCAUCGUCUACGUCAAGUGGUCCAAAAUCAUAUGCAUCUGUUGUUUCAUCUGAUACUAUUAAUACAAAUAACAAUAAAUCGACUUCAUCUGUUCCUAAUAUGCCUAUUCGUUCGACAGUACAAUCAUCAACAAAUGAACAUAUUAAUGCGACAUCAAAUUUUUCUAAUGACUCUACUAAUUCACGUUCGAAUACAAAUAUGAGAGGUAAUAAUAAUAAUACUACGAACAAUUAUUCUCAACAAACACGUAAUGGUACAGGUGGAUAUAAUUCUCGAAAUCAACAACAACAACAACAGCAACAACAAUCAUCCACUAGUGGAGGUUUUAAUUGGACAAAUAGUAGUUUAUCAUCGAAUUCUCGUGGUAAUAAUACUAAUAAUAAUACAUCAUCGAACUAUUAUAAUAGUGGUUCAUCGAAUUAUUAUGAUCGUCCAUCUUAUUCACAACAACAACAACAACAAACAUCAUCAAAUAAUAAUAAACGACCAAAUUUAAAUUAUCAACAAAAUUAUUCAUCAUCUCGAACAGCAAAUAAUAUGAGUAAUGGUAGUGGUGCAACAUCAGCUAUUGGGCAACAACCAAUAUCUGCUGCUAAUCAAGAAACUCUUGAUUCACUUAAACGAAAUCAUCAAUAUAAUCCAAAAGAUUUUAAUUUAAAUCCUAAAGGAGCAAGAUUCUUUGUUAUUAAAUCAUAUUCCGAAGAUGAUGUACAUCGUUCAAUAAAAUAUAAUAUAUGGUGUUCAACUGAACAUGGAAACAAACGUUUAGAUGCUGCUUUUCGUGAACGUGAAGGAAAAGGACCAAUAUAUUUAUUUUUUUCUGUUAAUGCUUCAGGACAUUUUUGUGGUAUGGCUGAAAUGAUGUCACCUAUUGAUUAUGAACAUAAAACAGAUGUUUGGCAAAUGUCAAAUAAAUGGCAAGGUAAAUUUGAAGUCAAAUGGAUUUAUGUUAAAGAUGUACCAAAUCAACAAUUUCGUAAUAUACGUUUGGAAAAUAAUGACAAUAAACCAGUAACUAAUUCACGUGAUACACAAGAAAUACCAUAUGAAAAAGGAAAAUUAAUGUUAAAAACUAUGCAUAUGUAUCGUGAUAAAACAUCAAUAUUUGAUGAUUUUCAAUAUUAUGAAUCAAAACAAGCAGAAGAAACAACUAAAAAACCUUCAAAUAAUGACUUUAUGAAUACUAAUACACGUGGAAAUAAUAAUAAACGACAAUAUUCAUCAAAUAAAGCAUCAACUAUUUCAUCUGAUCAACAACAACAACAACAACAGCAGCAUCAAAAUGAAAAUAUAAAUAAUGAAGAUAACAAAUAA